Scutellospora calospora is the source of this 2445-nucleotide messenger RNA. The record is from the annotation of a GenBank genome assembly. NCBI's taxonomy places the organism in Eukaryota, Fungi, Glomeromycota, Glomeromycetes, Diversisporales, Gigasporaceae.
AUGGCUACGAAUACAACUUCCCAUCAUCUCACUCCUUCUCCAUCAACAUUGGGCUACAUGAAUAGCGAAAAAGCUGACGACCCAAUAACUCCGAUUUCAAUACAAAGAAAUCCGCCCUCACCUCGAACACAAUCUAAAUCUAUAUUAACGGUCGCGCUUCAAAAAGCUCAGAAAGCUGUUCAAUUUGAUGAGGCGAACAAUGUUCCAGCUGCACUUGAAGCUUAUAAAGAAACAGUUGAAUUGUUAUCACAAGUUAUAGUUCUUGAAACUGAAGAUGAUGAUGCUAGUAACGUAGAUAAUGAGCCGGACAUAAGUGAAUAUAUACUGAAUAAUGUCACUUCACAAUAUUCUAAUAAUUCAUCACCUAUCGAUAUUACUUCCAAUCGUAUGACAGGUUCUAAUGGACAAAAAUCUAUAAGUAAUGACGACCUAAUAGAUCAAAAUUCCUCAAUACAAUAUAACGAAAAUACGUCAACACCAAAUGCUAAUGUAAGAACAGACUCUUCAAUUCGAGCAAAUGGCGGUAUGAAAAAUGGAAUAGAUUAUCAUGUUAACUCGAAAGAUAAUUUUAAAAAUGGUGAUUACAUAGCACGGCCAAAGCGAUUAUCGGUCCUAUCGCACAAGUCAACUUUUUCUACUUCGACUACUAAAUCAUGGACCUCAUCGAAAUCACUAUAUGAAAUCACCGCUAAUGGCACAAAAUCUAUUACUGACGCUAGUGAUAUUGCUGAAUCAGUUACAAGUUCGGAUGAUGUUGAUUUUAGUUCUGAUGACUUUGAUUCCAGCGCAAAUUGCUCUGACGCCCAAAAUUUUGAAAUUUCUGAUACUAAAUAUGAUACAUAUUUAUCAGAUAUAAAUCAAGAUUCUUCAAUAAAAUCUUCAUCUUCUUCGAUCUCACCUCCAUCCGCAUUAUCUCAAGAGUCAUUUCAAAAAGAUUCUUCUUCACCAUCUUUAACCAUUAAAGAAUCUAUAUCUUUAUCAGAAACUGAAAAACUUAUAUCAUCUAGCUCUGCUCGAAUUUUUACCCCUCCUCCUCCUCCAAAAAUUGCUCCUCCAACAUCCUCAAGUACCAGCCCUAACCUUCGUUCUGAUGGUGUUGUUCCCGCCUUUCAUACUCCAAGUUUACCAUCUUCUUCUCCUCAGAAUACAUCAAUACUAGAAAAAAAGGUUAUAUCGCCGAAGGUCUCACCUUCUUCGAUGAGUUCCUCUGUCCCAUUACCACGAUCAAAAUCUGAUGAUGAAGAUGACAAGGCUUCUGAAAUAUCUACUUCUACUGAAUCAGUUACUCCCUCCUCUCCGCCAAUAACUCAAUCAUCUAUUGAAAAACUAUUUAAUAAAGCGUUACCAAAUACUAGACGUCCCACUCCCCUUCCUCUAGCACAACAAAAUAAUUCUCGUAUCAUAACUGGGAAUAUUCCUUCAAAUAAUAGCCCCAUACUUGAUUCUCCGAAUUUUUCACGCAAAACUCCACGAAGGACUAUUUCGAAUCCUGGGAAUGCUCCUAAAAAAAAUACUACCUCACGCUUCUUCAAUCAAUCACAUUCGUCACCAUCACCGGGAACUCCUGGUACUCCUUGGACGAAUAGUCUUAGUUUCAUCUCAACACCAUUAGGUAGUCCUGGACUUGCUCCUCCUAGUUCCACAUUCCGAAGUGACUCUCCAGUAUUUUCUACUAGAACCGUUGAUUCUGGUUAUGCUAGUUGUCUUGUGAACCCUUAUCCUAACCCAUUAAUUUAUGAUGAAGAUACUGAUACCCCUUUAAUAACUAAUUCCGGAAUAUCUGAACUUCCACCUAAUGAUGUGCAUUUGAAACCUUUCUGGCUUAUGAGAUUGUUAGAACGUACUAUGACAACUGGAGGUUAUCUGACUCAAAAAUUAUAUAUUCCCAGAAAUUUAUGGUUACAAGGACAUGCAAAAUUGACCGCUAUUGAUGCUAAAGUUUCUAGUUGUGAUGUUGUUCUUAAUUGUUUAGUAAGACUAUCAAAGACAUCAGUUGAUGAUAUGGAUGUGCUAGUGAAGGUAUUGGAAGGUAUAGAACCUAUAAUUGAGGGUCUUCAAAAUUCUCUCGCCAGGAAAUUGAGUUAUGUUGAGACAACAAAUGGAAAAGGUCGUCAGAGUACAAGUUCACUCAUGAAUUGGGGCUCAAAAUUGUCACGUGGCCUUGAUAAAAUGGGUAUAAGCAAUGCAACAAUUCGUAGUGAGGAAGCCAACGAAUAUGUUGAUGUUUUGUUAAAAGUAUUUCAGAAUGUCGAUGUUGUAGAAAAGUACAUUCGUCAUUUUUGCUCCAUGAAAGCUCCUUAUAAUACUAAUCAUUCUAAGAUUGUUACACGACUAUAUAAAUUUUCGGAUUACUUUGGAAAUGUUCUUUGUCGGUUUGUUAUGAAAGAUCUUGGUAUAUUAGCAGACAAAUAUAUAAAAAAAGGAAGUCAUUGGAUUACUGAGUAA